This is a messenger RNA of Schizophyllum commune H4-8, 1028 nucleotides long. RefSeq lists its product as uncharacterized. NCBI's taxonomy places the organism in Eukaryota, Fungi, Basidiomycota, Agaricomycetes, Agaricales, Schizophyllaceae. Bases 288 to 776 code for a protein of 162 amino acids. The transcript has a single exon. The record is from RefSeq and is a predicted model, not a curated record.
AUCCUCACACGUGCCGAAUUCGGCAAAUUUGUAUUUUUCGCCGUCCACAUCAGACGAUGCGGCCUGGGUUGCCCACCGACGUUGUCGAGCUCACAGCCGCGACAAUACAAGCCGCUCGCGUAAGUACCUUGACCCUCUCCCUCCCCCUCCUCCUCCCCCUCCAGCAGCCGCCUUCCACACACCCGAGCGGGCAGUGACCCGGGGUCCGCCUAAUUUCCAAGAAUUCGCAUGGGUAUUUCGAUCCCUCGCCGCGACGUCACGGAUGAUGCGAUUCGUGACCCUCGGCAAUGGCCAGGACAUUCGGAUUGUUCGAUUUCCUUCUUCCACCAUCGUGCGAGCGCGGGAGGGCGCGCACCCGCCCUCAUCUUUCCUCGUCGAACUGGAAGCUGCUGGGCGUCCUCACCUCGCCGGCGAAAGCGUGGAUCACGAAGCUCAUCACAAUUCAAUGCACAUCACAUGCUUGGCCCCGUCCGAAGCGCGCCCAUACGCUCGCUGAAUUAUAUCGCUGCUUUCUAAUCUGCGGGAGGUGCGUUUUUCGCCCGCGAGCCAUUACUCCCAGAGAUGCGCCCUCCUUCUCGUCCCCCAAUAAUUCCUUUGUUUGUCCCCGACGGCCUUGCGCACACAAGGCUCAACAACGGUUGACGCGCGCGCGUACCUGCAUCCCCCCAUUCAGGGCCACAGACGUCAGCCGUCGAUCCGCUGCCUCAUGGGUGCUCUCGGGGCGGACAGAAGGGCGAAAUUGCCCGAGCGUGGUGGCGGGGGAUGCCAAUCGAUGAUGACGCCAGGCCAGCACCUGGUGCCUAUCUGCCUACCUGGCAGCAGCACGCCCUGCUCGAAGCCUUCGGGCAAGUUCCAACCCUCGGCGCGCUGUCAGUCGCCGAAAUGAAACAGGGCGCGGAACUGAAGGUUCCUCGUGGACGCUAUCGCGAGGCCGGCGGAGGAGGCAAUAGUUCAGGCUGCAUAAUUGACGGAGGUGCGUCUGCGAGGCGGGAAAGUCGAUGGACUUCGGUCAAAAGGAAACGUUGCGC